Molecule: messenger RNA, 3409 nt
Organism: Oncorhynchus mykiss (rainbow trout)
Lineage: Eukaryota; Metazoa; Chordata; Actinopteri; Salmoniformes; Salmonidae
Gene: tbx22
Product: T-box transcription factor 22
Biological process (GO): positive regulation of DNA-templated transcription; cell fate specification; regulation of transcription by RNA polymerase II
Cellular component (GO): chromatin; nucleus
Molecular function (GO): RNA polymerase II cis-regulatory region sequence-specific DNA binding; DNA-binding transcription factor activity, RNA polymerase II-specific
Source: RefSeq, a predicted model, not a curated record
AGGGAGGAGAGAGGCAAGCGGAAAUCGCGGGGCCGUUAACAAGGAUUUAGAUGCAUAGUGCGCACGCCACGGAGAAAUGGGAACUCGCCGGGUCAAUUAGCUGCGUCGCAUAGCCACAUGAACAGAAGACAGAUAGACGGACCGGGGGCUCGCAGAGGCCCUGGGUGAAGCGGAAAACGGAACAGCGCACGACAAGAGUGCAGCUUUCAGGACCCCAGAGAAAGGAGACUGACCGCCUCGCGCCAGGAUGCAGGGUCUGAGCUCACGAGCCCACGCUUUCUCGGUGGAAGCGUUGGUCGGUAAAACGAUAAAGAGGAUGAAGAGGGAGAACGGGAAGGACUCGAGCUCACCGGGAGACACAGAGACGGAGACAAGCUCUGUUCGACAGGAGACAUACGAGCACGAUUACCCAAACGACCAGAGGAGGAAGGCUGGUAACACGCCAAGAAGGCUGGGAGAGUGCGACUCUGAGCCGGGGAGAGAAGAAAGGACAAGGACGGGAGAAAGUGACUCUAACCCGGGUAGAGAGGAGAGUGAGGUCCGGGUGGAGCUCCAGGGGUCGGAUCUGUGGACCAGGUUCCAUGAGAUCGGGACAGAGAUGAUUAUUACCAAAGCCGGCAGGAGGAUGUUCCCGUCCUUGCGCGUAAAGGUGCGUAACUUGGACCCGUGCCAGCAGUACUACAUCGCCAUGGACGUUUUGCCCGUCGACUCCAAACGAUACAGGUAUGUGUACCACAGCUCUCAGUGGAUGGUGGCAGGAAAUACGGACCACUCCUGCAUCGCGCCGCGCUUGUACAUGCACCCGGACUCCCCGUGCGUGGGCGAGACGUGGAUGCGUCAGGUGAUCAGCUUCGAUCGGGUCAAACUGACCAAUAACGAGAUGGAGGACAAGGGACACAUCAUUCUACAGUCAAUGCAUAAGUACAAGCCUCGCGUCCAUGUGAUCCGCCACAACCCCCGGCUGGACCUAUCAAAAAUCCCCUCGCUGCCCACUGAGGGUAUGGCCAGCUUCUCCUUCCCAGAGACAGAGUUCACCACCGUGACAGCCUAUCAGAACCAACAGAUCACCAAAUUGAAGAUUGACAGGAACCCAUUCGCUAAGGGCUUCAGAGACCCAGGACGGAACAGGGGCGUGUUGGACGGCCUCAUGGAGUCCUAUCCCUGGAGUCUGGAGUUCAAACCAUUUACUCUACAGCUACAAGGAGGUAGCUGUGGGUCUCCAAGCAACUGCACUUCUCCUCUGAAGAGCCUUGUCCCUCUCUCCUGUCCUCUGACCUCUCACCCCUUCACCCUCUCCUCCUUCUCCUGCCCCGACACCAGCCUGCACUCCUUUUGUCUUCCCCUCUGCUGCAAGACCUCCCCCUUCUCCCCCAUUUCCCCCCUGCCGGCCAGACCCUGCCCUUCCCCCCGACGCUACUCCCCCCUGCCACCCCUCCUCUCGGCCCUGCCGGGGAAGAAGGCUCCAGGCUUCAGUGCUCUAUGUCUUCAGGGGGGCAUUCCCGGACAUCCUCCCAGCCUGCAGCCACACCCCCUACAGGCCCCUCCCUCUCACAGCUCCCCGCGGGGACCCGGCCCUCACUACCCUCACCGCUCCCACCCAGACCCAGCUCCCCCGUACUGUCUGUACCGCUCCAGUCUACCCAGAAACGCUCACCUCGCUGCUUUCUCAUGCCACGCCAAACUGGCUGACAGCACCACAGACUGUCUGCUAUGCCAGACACCCUGGAACACCACCAUCAACCACUGCCUCUGACCUCUAACCCUUCCUUACCCUUACCCUAACCUAGCAAUAACAAGUAGCCCUUAUCCUGGAAACCAUAGCGCCAGGGAGAUGUAUCAGACCAUCAUCUACUAGAGCUGUAUCAGACCAUCAUCUACUAGAGCUGUAUCAGACCAUCAUCUACUAGAGCUGUAUCAGACCAUCAUCAUCUACUAGAGCUGUAUCAGACCAUCAUCUGCUAGAGCUGUAUCAGACCAUCAUCUACUAGAGCUGUAUCAGACCAUCAUCUGCUAGAGCUGUAUCAGACCAUCAUCUACUAGAGCUGUAUCAGACCAUCAUCAUCUACUAGAGCUGUAUCAGACCAGCAUCAUCUACAAGAGCUGUAUCAGACCUCCAUCUACUAGAGCUGUAUCAUACCAUCAUCUACUAGAACUGUAUCAGACCAUCAUCUACUAGAGCUGUAUCAGACCACCGUUAUCUACUAGAGCUGUAUCAGACCACCAUCAUCUACUAGAGCUGUAUCAGACCAUCAUCCACUAGAGAUGUAUCAGAUCAUCAUCUACUAGAACUGUAUCAGACCAUCAUCAUCUACUAGAGCCGUAUCAGGCCACCAUCAUCUACUAGAGCUGUAUCAGACCAUCAUCAUCUACUAGAGGUGUAUCAGACCAUCAUCUACCAGAGCUGUAUCAGACCAUCAUCUACUAGAGAUGUAUCAGACCAUCAUCUACUAGAGCCGUAUCAGACCAUCAUCUACUAGAGCUGUAUCAGACCACCGUCAUCUGCUAGAGUUGUAUCAGACCACCAUCAUCUACUAGAGCUGUAUCAGACCAUCAUCUACUAGAGCUGUAUCAGACCAUCAUCUACUAGAGGUGUAUCAGACCAUUAUCAUCUACUAAAGCUGUGUCAGACCACCAUCAUCUACUAGAGCUGUAUCAGACCAUAAUCUACUAGAGCGGUAUUAGACCACCAUCAUCUACUAAAGCUGUGUUAGACCACCAUCAUCUACUAGAGCUGUAUCAGACCAUCAUCUACUAGAGCUGUAUCAGACCAUCAUCAUCUACUAGAGCUGUAUCAGACCAUCAUCUACUAGAGCUGUAUCAGACCACCAUCAUCUACUAGAGCUGUAUCAGACCAUCAUCUACUAGAGCUGUAUCAAACCACCAUCAUCUACUAAAGCUGUAUCAGACCAUCAUCUACUAGAGCUGUAUCUGACCACCAUCUACUAGAGCUGUAUCAGACCAUCAUCAUAUACUAGAGCUGUAUCAGACCACUGUUAUCUACUGUUUUAUAUUUUCUCUCUUUUUCUACCCUGACCCUGACCCUAACCCUGACCCUAACACUGACCCUGACCCUAACCCCAACCUUAUCACUGACCCUAACUCUAACCCUAACCCUUCUACUUUACCUCUGACUGAUUUUUUUCAGCUGCAAUCCAAAUGUUGUUUUCUACAAGCAAGCAUUCAGGUUCCCUCUGAGCUGUGUAUAAAUGUACUCUGUGUGUGUGUGUGUGUGUGUGUGUGUGUGUGUGUGUGUGUGUGUGUGUGUGUGUGUGUGUGUGUGUGUGUGUGUGUGUGUGUGUGUGUGUGUGUGUGUGUGUGUGUGUGUGUGUGUGUGUAUAUCUCAGACCUAACAAACACCAAAUUAUAUAAGUGUGAUUAUUAUGCCACUUCAUAAAAUACUUUAAAAAUA